CUCCGCGUGCCCCGCGGCCCCCCGCGCCCCCCCCCGGCCCCCCCCGCCAGCCAUGUGGUCGUUCUUCUCGCGGGACCCCGCCAAGGACUUCCCCUUCGAGGUCGGGGAUCGCGUGGAGGCGCUGCAGGGCCGGUGCAUGUGGGGCCUGCACCAGGGCAAGCGUAAGGCCGGCAGUGACCCCGUGUCCAUCUUCGUCUUCGACAUCCGCGCUGGCGCCGAGGCGCAGGCCGCCGUGGCGAGGGCCUCGCUCAAGCGGCUCAAGACCAUGAGGCACCCGAACAUUCUGAGCUUCAUCGACGCACUCGAGACUGACAAGUGCCUCUACCUGGUCACGGAGCCCGUGGUGCCCCUGGAGGUUCAUCUGAGCAGCGAGCGCGGCACCAGCGGUGACCUCAACGCCAACGCCGUUUCCUGGGGCCUGCACCAGAUCGUGAAAGCCCUGAGCUUCCUCGUCAACGACUGCAACCUCGUGCACAACAACGUGGGCGUGGCAGCCGUCUUUGUGGACCCCGCGGGCGAGUGGAAGCUGGGCGGCCUGGACUACGUGUGCGCGGCGGGCGACGCGAACGGCGGUGGAGGGUCAACUCCCCCUGCCAAGGCCCUGCCGGCGCUGGAGAAGUACGACCCCCCCGAGCGGGCCGAGAAUCCGCGCGCUCGCCAGGCCGCCGCCGAGAAGUGGUCAGGAGACAUGUGGGGUCUGGGCUGCCUGGUCUGGGAGGUGUUCAAUGGCCCGCUGCCCAGACCAUCAUCUUUAAAGGCACUGGGGAAGAUCCCGCAGUCCCUCGUGCCGCACUACUGCGAACUGGUGGGUGCCAACCCGCGCCUGCGCCCCAACCCCGCGCGCUUCCUGCUCAGCUGCCGGGCGCCCGGGGGCUUCAUGCACAACGGCUUUGUGGAUACGAGCCUCUUCCUCGAGGAGAUCCAGAUCAAGGACGCGGCGGAGAAGCAGGAAUUCUUUGGAACGCUGAGCGAUCACCUGGACGGUUUCCCGGACGAGUACUGCCGGCGCCGCAUCCUGCCGCAGCUGCUCACCGCGUUCGAGUUUGGCGGCGCCGGCGCCGUGGUGCUCACGCCGCUCUUCAAGAUCGGGAAGCUGUUGAGCACCGAGGAGUACCAGCAGAAGAUCAUCCCGGUGCUCGUCAAGAUGUUCUCCUCCACGGACCGCGCCACUCGCAUCAAGCUGCUGCAGCAGAUGGAGAUGUUCAUCCCGUACCUGACGGACACCACCGUCAACUCGCAGAUCUUCCCCCACGUCGCCCACGGCUUCCUCGACUCUAACCCGGCCAUCCGCGAGCAGACGGUCAAGUCGAUGCUGCUUCUUGCGCCCAAGCUGAACGAGAACAACCUGAACGUGGAGCUCAUGAAGCACUUUGCUCGGCUCCAGGCCAAGGACGAGCAGGGUCCCAUCCGCUGCAACACCACCGUGUGCCUGGGCAAGAUCGCGCCGUACCUCUCCCCCACCACGCGCCAGCGCGUGCUGACCUCGGCGUUCUCCCGCGCCACCAAGGACCCGUUCCCGCCGUCGCGCGCCGCCGGCGUUCUGGGCUUUGCGGCGACGCACAACUUCUACCCCCUGAGCGAGUGCGCCGCGCGCAUCCUGCCCACGCUGUGCGCCCUCUCCAUCGACCCCGACCGCAACGUGCGCGACCAGGUCUUCAAGGCAGUGAAGUGCUUCUUGGGGAAGCUGGAGACGUUAUCGGAAGACUCGAGCAAGCAGGCUGAGCUGGAGAAGGAUGUACACGCAGGAGUGGGUGGGGGGGCCAGGGGUCCCGAUGGAAGCCUGGCGGGUGGAGGGUGGGCGGGUUGGGCCGUGACGGGUGUGACCUCGCUCACCUCCAAGCUCAUCCGCUCGGGCCCCACCGGUCCCGCAGAGCAGCCGCCCUCCUCCGAGCACGGACAGCCGGCGGCCGCGCCGACGCAGCCGCCAGUCGCCGCGGCAGCCCCCGGCGCCGCUGGCGCGGCCGGUGCAGACGCGCGGGACAAAGUGGAGAGGACACGAGGAGGCGGAGCGGUGCCUCGCGCAGCAGAAGCUUCCCGGGCAGAGGAGGAGGAAGAGGAGGAGGAGCACGAGGUGGAGGAGGACGAGGAGCAGCAGCAGGAGGAGGAGGGAGGGUGGGAUGACGACGGGGACUGGGGCAGCCUGGAGGAGCAAUCGCAGUCGGCGAGCCGCGCAGCCGCAGAGAAGGACAGGCAGACGGACAAGACUCCGAACCCCAUGAAGAUGGCCCCGAGCCGGCCGCCCGCCGCCUCCUCCAGGUGGGACGAUGCCUGGGGGGAGGAGGCGUCUUGGGGUCGCCCCGCGGGGGCUGCAGAGAAGCGGACGGCAGUAGCGGCUCCAGCUCAGCAGGGACGCGACCUGGAGGAGUGGGCCAACGACUGGGGGGAGGAGACCGCGUCGAGCCGCGCCACGGGGAAAGGAGCCGCCGCCAAAGACGCCGCCGACGACGUGAAGCCAGCGAGUGCCUAUGACUGGGAGGGCACUGCCCCGCGCACGCAGGACGCAGGAGGGGGCGGCUGGGAUCUGGAAGGAAAUUGGGAAUCCCUGGAGCCAAGUGCAGCCGCGAAUCCAGCCGAGGAAGCGCGCAAGAAGCGGGAGGAGCGGCGGCAGCAGAGGCAGCAGGAGCUGGAGGCCAAGCGGGCCGAGCGCCGGGCCGCCAAGGGGCCGCUGCGCCUCGGGGUCCGCAAGCUGGACUAGCGUGCUCAACGUGGAGACGGCCCCUGCUGGCCGAGGAAGCCUCGCGCGCAACACCGGCACCUUGGGGACACCGAGAAACCGCUUCCCGGAAUCCCGGAACCCUGGAAUGCCAGAACCCCGGAGCGCCGGUGGACUUGGCACUCCAGCGACAGUGCGUGUCAGGAGCUCUAAGGGAGCACGGACCUGGGAAUGCUAAAUGUGCGACGCGUGUGGUGGUUGUGAGGUAUUUUAUGUUCUACUUAAAUUCCAAAGUGGGCGAUGAGAAGAGCUCGGAGGAUGCGUAGUGGCCGUCGCGGCCACGCGGCCAAUUUUGUUUGCCUUUUGUUGUCCGUGCCUGUAAUCUCUUGUAUAUUGCGAUAUCUCUGUAAAUUAGCACGACGGCAUUUUAAAAAGAAAACAAAGCAGAACCACGAGUGCUGUACGGCAUGUGUCCUCGGCGAUGUGCAAUACAGCGAGACGGGCCACGGUGGCUCGCCGUUAAAGCGUG
This is a messenger RNA of Lethenteron reissneri (Far Eastern brook lamprey), 3182 nucleotides long. It is a transcript of the gene SCYL1, whose product is annotated as SCY1 like pseudokinase 1. Lineage: Eukaryota; Metazoa; Chordata; Hyperoartia; Petromyzontiformes; Petromyzontidae. Gene Ontology annotation, biological process: protein phosphorylation. The record is from RefSeq and is a predicted model, not a curated record. Gene Ontology annotation, molecular function: protein kinase activity; ATP binding.